UGUGGAUCACAUUCGAGUUAUAUUUAAAAACUCUACGGUCGAAAAUCGAUUAUGUGUAUUUUAUAAAAUGUGAUUCCCUUCUACCUUUAAGCCCGAUACUCCCGAAUUGCUCUUUCACCAAUAAUCCAUAUAAUUCUCGUUAUAUUCUUACUGCUUUUCGAUUUAAUCAGACGGUGAUAAUCAAAAUGAAACAGUGCGUAAUAGUGUUCACCGUAAUUUUUAUAUCCUGCGGAUUUUCUUCCGCUGAUUUUGAUGAUCAUUUUAAAAAUUGUCAUCCAAACGUCGCAGGCUUCGAUGUUUGUAUAAGAGAAGCAUUAAAUGAAAUACAGCCGUAUUUCAAAACUGGACUUCCUCAAUAUAAUGUCGAAUCAUUCGAUCCAUUUUUUGCGAGAAAGGUUACCGUCGAACGUGGGAUGCCAAAUUUUGGAUUUACUUUGACCCUUAAAAAUGUCACCGAAAGUGGUUGGUCCAAUAGCAAAGUAACCAAAUUCGUCAGCGAUAUACCAAAUUUCAAAGUUGUUUAUUCGCAAAGCUUUCCAGAAAAAUUAUUAUUUGGCGAUUAUGAAUUUUUUGGAAAAUUUUUCGGCUCGUCGAUACGUAACAAUGGAAAAUUUACGCUGACCCUGUACGAUCUCAUCCAAACGACGACAGUUACUAAACUACCGGGUCAGAAGAUUAAGGUUAACAUCAACGUACAGAUCAUACGGGAUUUGAAACUUCACAUCACGAAUCUUUUAUUUGGACGAGAAAUACUUGAGGGCGUACUCGAUAAAAUUAUUAAUGGCACUUGGCAACAAGGAUUUUUACUGACCAGAGGAAUAAUCAAUGAAUUAGUAUCAACCGCUUUUAUUGAGAUUUUUGAUAAAGCAUUUAAAAAUUUCCCUUUUCAACGAAUCAUCAAGCCCAAGCCUAUUCGUUCUGAAUAGAAUGAAAAAAAAAGAAA
Vespa velutina is the source of this 943-nucleotide messenger RNA. RefSeq lists its product as uncharacterized. The transcript is spliced from 4 exons. The record is from RefSeq and is a predicted model, not a curated record. NCBI's taxonomy places the organism in Eukaryota, Metazoa, Arthropoda, Insecta, Hymenoptera, Vespidae. The coding region runs from base 186 to 926 and encodes 246 amino acids.